Molecule: messenger RNA, 1086 nt
Organism: Eremomyces bilateralis CBS 781.70
Lineage: Eukaryota; Fungi; Ascomycota; Dothideomycetes; Eremomycetales; Eremomycetaceae
Exons: 6
Coding region: 211-1074 (287 amino acids)
Source: RefSeq, a predicted model, not a curated record
GCUGUUAAUUGGAAAUAAGAGUGAGCAGAGAUGUCCUGGUCCGAUGAUCAGGCAACACGGCAACAAGGCAUCAACAGAAUCAUGGACAGCUCAAGAUAUCAAGAGCAGCCGAGGGCGAGAUCCAAUCACUACUCUACUAAGUUGAUUUAGACGGGGAAGCGGCAUAUACCUAGUCCACCUCCAAUAAUUACAAAUAUCCGCAUUGGCGACAUGGACAUCCCAACCGCCGCAAAUGUGCUGGGGACAAUGGGAGCUGUAUGUUGGUCGAUCCAGUUGAUCCCUCAGAUAAUCAUCAAUUACCGACGGCAUCAUGCGAUUGGAUUGCAGCCGUCCAUGAUGAUGCUUUGGGCAUGGGCAGGUGUGCCGCUGGGGGUAUAUAACAUUGUGGAGGAAUUCAACAUCGCCCUGCGAAUCCAACCGCAGCUAUUGACGUGCCUGAGUCUCAUCACUUGGAUCCAAUGCUACUAUUACAACAAGCACUGGUCGAUCGUUAAAACUCUCUAUGUCGUCGUUCCCAUCGCGGUCCUAAUGGCAGGGCUGCAAGUCGCGUUGAUCGUGGCACUGCGUAUCGCAAGAGACCGACACAUCCAGUGGCCGAUGACCCUCAUGGCGGUGCUCUCCGCCGUGCUCCUAGCCGCGGGGGUCCUCCGACAUUAUGUGGACAUCGUCAAACACAAGACCGUGCGUGGGAUUUCAUUUCUGUUCGUUGCGCUCGACGCGGCUGGCGAUCUGUUCUCCCUUAUCUCCGUCUUGUUCCAGACGAGCGUGGAUGUCCUGGGGUUGGUCAUCUAUGGUUCGGAGUUGAUUCUCUGGCUGGGCGUGUUUGCUGCGGGGGGGUAUUUGAACCUGCGUCCGUGGCUGAAGAAGAAGUAUGGGAAGGAGAGCAAGACCGCAGAGCGUGAGGGCAUAGGCGCUGUCGACGGGAAUCCGUCAGAUGAUGCGCAAGAAGCUAACAAUUCGGUGGCUCUACACGAUUUGCCGUCUUCCACUUCGGUCUUCCGCACCGCAUCGAGCGAUACCGGCGUCUCCCGCAUGCGAGGAACGCACACUCAACCGACAGACGCGGAAGCAUGAGCGAGUUGCGCA